AUGAACUCACCGCCAGAACCAAGCUCGCCGACAUUGUCAACGCCCUCCACCGUUUCUCCUUCUCCAGAAGACGUCAACUUCAAUCCAAAUGCUCAGUCUAGCACUACGUCAAAUCUCUUGAACAUGGUGACCUCAACGCUGAGUCCCAGUUCUUCAAAGCGCCGCCUUCCUGGUAGUGGUUCGUUCGGCAGUGGAUCCAGCCGUGACACAAAGUCUAGGAAACGUGAAGGCGCUCAGAGACUGAUGGUUGGUGGCUCAGCAGCAUGGGAUUCAAAAGAACCAUCAAAGAAGGAAGACAUGGCUGACGUUCAGACUGUAGAAAUGCUGCGAAAGGAAAUUGGAGAUCCAUUUGAUACAGCUUUUCUGAAAUAA
Desarmillaria tabescens is the source of this 372-nucleotide messenger RNA. RefSeq lists its product as uncharacterized. The record is from RefSeq and is a predicted model, not a curated record. Bases 1 to 372 code for a protein of 123 amino acids. Lineage: Eukaryota; Fungi; Basidiomycota; Agaricomycetes; Agaricales; Physalacriaceae. The transcript is spliced from 2 exons.